AUGGCUGUGGAAGAUUUGGUCGAGAUCAAAUUCAGGCUUGCUGAUGGCAGCGAUAUUGGACCCAGCAAGUUCAUUCCUUCUACGACGGUGGGAUCUCUCAAAGAAAAGAUAAUUGCGCUUUGGCCCAAAGAGAAAGAAAAUGGACCGAGGACUAUAAAUGAUCUUAAGCUCAUCAAUGCUGGAAGGAUACUGGAAAAUAACAAAACUCUGGCUGAAUCAAGACUUCCAGUUGCUGAAGUCCCUGGAGGUGUCAUCACCAUGCAUGUUGUUGUUCGUCCUCCUUUAUCUGAGAAGAACACUGAUAAACCACAGGAUGAUGCUGCCAAGAAAGGCGGUUGUGGAUGCACGAUCCUAUAG
Molecule: messenger RNA, 357 nt
Organism: Oldenlandia corymbosa var. corymbosa
Lineage: Eukaryota; Viridiplantae; Streptophyta; Magnoliopsida; Gentianales; Rubiaceae
Source: the annotation of a GenBank genome assembly